This is a messenger RNA of Bombyx mori (domestic silkworm), 3105 nucleotides long. RefSeq lists its product as uncharacterized. Lineage: Eukaryota; Metazoa; Arthropoda; Insecta; Lepidoptera; Bombycidae. The transcript has 2 exons. The record is from RefSeq and is a predicted model, not a curated record. Bases 1146 to 2579 code for a protein of 477 amino acids.
GUAACCACGACGUACUGUUACAUAUGCCCCUCAAUAAUAACGUAAUAUAAAUAAUAAUGCCGACUAAGGCAUUCUUGAAUGCAUUGUCUCUAUAUAAAGACGAUAUAUUGCUAAAGCGCGGCAGAACAGAUUUGGCUUGAGUAGCGGAAACAUAUAUCUUUUGUACUACUUCUUUAAUAAAAUAAACUCCGUGCCAGUCGCCGUGUCCUUUUUUAAAAAGAGCUCCUGGACCCACCCCGUAACAGUGGUGUCAGAAGUGGGAUGGUCAGUACGUUACACUGGCUAUCCGGAUUGUCUUGAGCUCUUGAUUCUACGUUGCGCUCAUUGCCGCUGCUCUCAUCAUCAAUAUCGUAAAGGAAGAAAACCUGCAAAAUAUCUUCAACGCCAUCUUCAACAUCGUGAGAAAGAAAAACUUACAAAAAUCUGCCACAUCAUACCCGCUCGUGCCGGUCAGUAUUGAUCGGCUGGUGUCAACCUGACAAAAACACGCAAAAACCAAUAAGCCUGAUAUCGACGUCCUGCUGGUUCCUGUGAUACAAGCCCGAAGAUUCGUCCGAAGCUCCAGUACCCGUGAAAAUUCAAGCCGCUGAUUCGUCCCUACUGCACCAGUUCCUGCUGACUCGUUCCUGCUAAGCCGUUUGCAACGUUCCUGCCGACUCGUUCCUGCUAAGCCGUUUGCAACGUUCCUGCUGACUCGUUCCUGCUAAGCCGUUUGCAACGUUCCUGCUGACUCGUUCCUGCCGUUUGCGACAUUAAGACUUCCAGUAUAAGCCUGCCAAACGCCUUGCUGCCAUCCCAUCAUCCGUGCGUUCUCCGAUGAAGUUAACAGCUCUGAUAUUCUUGCGGCCCAUCUUAGUGCUAUGUACAAGUCAUCAAAUCAUAACCCAGAUAACAGAUAGUCCCGGUCUAUACUACGAUAGACUAUCUGACGUCAAAUUUACUAAUGAUAACUGGAAUGUUGUAACUUAUUUAAAUACUAAUAACAUACAGUCUCAUCUUGAUAAAGUAGAUCAAAACGUGGGCUACUCGACUUUGGUGGCUCUGUUCUUAAAACAUUCUUUGGCACUCUAGAUUCCAACGACGGUGUCAAGUUCUCUGAUGCUAUCGACCAAGUACAGUCAGACGAAAAAGCUUUAGCGCAUCUUAUGCGUGAUAAUAUACAUGUGAUAAAAUCUACAAUUUCCACAUUUAAUAAUUCAAUGUUAAAAUUCAGUGAAAACGAGAAACGUCUAAAUAAAAAUCUAGAAAUCAUAAAUUCGGCAUUCGAAUAUAUUAUAAAUUCUAACGAUAAAUUACAAAUAAAAACAAAAUUUAAUUCUUUAUUCCAGUCCUUAGAAAGUAUAAUCAUUGCAUUGUCUUUCGAUAUCGAAGACAUAAACAACGCUAUUUUAUUUAGUAAAAUGAAUAUUUUGCACCCGACUGUACUCAGCCCAUAUCAAUUAUAUGUCGAGUUGGAGAAACAUAUAAAUGACUUACCUAAGCAUUGCGAACUUCCUAUAUCAAUAUCUUUACAGAACAUUCACGAAGUUAUCGAUAUUUCUAAACUAGUAUGCUACUAUCAUAAUAAUCGUAUUAUCACUAUAAUCAAGAUACCCCUCGUGUUACCUCAAGUCUAUAAUCUUUACCAUAUUGUUCCUAUGCCAGUUCCUUAUGACUUAACAAAACCAGACACUUAUGCACUUAUAGCACCAAACAAGCCAUACAUGGCAUUAACAACAGAUCGUAUGCUUUACUCACUGUUAGAAGACUUAGACAAGUGCAAAUUCGUGAGUGAAAAGUGUUAUAUUUGUGAAUUAGGUAAUGUGUAUUCGACGCUUGCGAACCCAACGUGUGAGACAGUUAUCUUAACCGAAGUUGUCAAUAAGGUUCCAAGUUCAUGUUCGGUAAAACUCUUAAGGGGUCACGUAGAUUCCUUCUUUAAACUUAAUAAAAAUAGGUGGAUAUUUGUUCAAUCUGAGCCUGGAAAAUUACAUGUAACUUGUUCUAGUAAUAGUCUCAACUAUGAUUAUGUUUUGUUAGGAACAGGAAUAAUGUCCCUGUUUAAAGACUGUAAAGCUUUCUUCAAAACUUUACAAUUUUCGUCUAGUGAAACAUUUAUUUCUAAUGUAACAACUCAAGUAGCUAACUUCAACAUUUUGGAAGAUGAUUGUUGCGAACGUACAAAACUAAAUAAAACUUUAGCUAGACUUCCCUUGUUAAAAUUAAAUAACCUUAAUAAUUUAGACUCAUUGUUACACGCCAGUAUUCAUCUAGAUACUCUAGAAAAAGAAUUAAAUCAUUUGGAAAGUCCUUCGCACUUUCAAAAAUAUGCUGUUCAUUAUAUGUCUAUAAGUUAUUCUCUUACUGUUCUGUUUUUCUUGUACCUUAUAUUUAGAUUUCGUAGAUGGUUUUGUUCAAGUAAACAUAAUUCUCAUUGUUGUAUACAAAUCUUUAAUCAAUGCAACAAAGAUCGUAAAAACGAUCAUAAUAAUGUUACACAAACUGUGCAAAUAAAUAGUGAAAAAGACUAUUCAUAUCCUAGGCCUUUUAGGAGAAAUCUUAUGUUGUCAAAUUCGUCUAAUAAUGUCGUCGUCGAGUAACGUUAUAAUACAUUAUAUUCUUUUAAAUAAAUUGUAUAAGUUUAAUUAAUAAUUAUAAUUAAGACCUUUAAUAAUUAUAGAUUUACUUACUAUAUCCUGUUUUCGUAUUUUACUUAAUAAUUACUUAAGUGUUUUUGAUAUUGUACUUAACGUUUAUUUCUUUAAGAUAUAGUUACUAUUUUAUUUUAAGUACUUACUUGUUUUAUCCUGUAUCGUAUGUUUUAGUUUUCCUAUUUUGUUAUCCAAAACAAAAGCCAAAUUCUAUACUUACCGCUCUAGUUUAUCUCAACGUCAACGUCCGUGACCAUUCAUCGGUGACGAUGAAUCUUAAGGAGGGGGAUGUUACAUAUGCCCCUCAAUAAUAACGUAAUAUAAAUAAUAAUGCCGACUAAGGCAUUCUUGAAUGCAUUGUCUCUAUAUAAAGACGAUAUAUUGCUAAAGCGCGGCAGAACAGAUUUGGCUUGAGUAGCGGAAACAUAUAUCUUUUGUACUACUUCUUUAAUAAAAUAAACUCCGUGCCAGUCGC